This is a messenger RNA of Quercus robur (English oak), 828 nucleotides long. RefSeq lists its product as uncharacterized. The record is from RefSeq and is a predicted model, not a curated record. Lineage: Eukaryota; Viridiplantae; Streptophyta; Magnoliopsida; Fagales; Fagaceae. The coding region runs from base 1 to 828 and encodes 275 amino acids. The transcript is spliced from 3 exons.
AUGGCCGAGUUGGGGAAUCUGAGGAGGCAGGAGGUCUUCCUUAACAUCAAGAGGUAUUUGGGCAUGGCUGUUCAGGCCACCUAUAGGCUGGAAGAGGACGCUAAGGAGCAGAGCAGGUCCUUGGAGCUAAAGCGUGACAAGCGCUUGGAUGCUGCGCGGACCCUCAAAAACUCCGAGGCUGAUCUCUCAAAGGCCAGGAAGGAGCUAAAGGAGAUGACCAGGGCUAGGGACAACACCGAAUCAGGCCUUGCCAAUCAGCUAAAGAUUGCUAAGGAGCAAAUCGUUGAUCUAAAGAAGAAGCUGGCUGAGGCGGAGGGAGCCACAAAUGUUGCAGAGUGGGCUAGGAAUGAAGCUUUGAGAGCUAAGACAGAGGCGGAAUUCGCCAGGAUGGAGGCCGAGAGCUCCAAGGAAAAAGCCAAGGAGGAGGCUUAUGACUUGGGAAUGGCUAAGACCCAGGCCACUCUCAAGGCUCAAGUCCCUGGGGUAUACAGGCUCUAUUGCUCCCAGGUUUGGAAUGAAGCCCUCAAACAAGCUGGAGUUGAGGCUUCAUUCAAUCUGUGGAAGGUAGAGAAUGUAUACUACCCUUCGACCAUUAGUGAGACCGCCCCUGUCAGCACCGAGGCUAAGAGUGCCCCAGAGGAGGCUGAGACUGCUCGGCCUGAGGCUGCUCUGGCCAUAACCACUCCUGAUGAGCCAACCAAGGAGCGUGAGCUUCCUGAGGCGGCAGAAACACGUGGAAGUUUGAAUCCUAAAGCGCCCCAGGAGGUUGCCGAGUCUACAGUCGGUACUCAAGCCUCUCAUGCCGAGGAGCCAGCUCUUUUGGUUUAG